CAGCCAAGAAAAUCCAUCCAUACGAAAGAAGGGAAAAGAAGGCGGUCGGGGACAAGCGUUGGAUCGCAGCGCGCGAAAGGCGAGGAACGAACGAGCGAGCGAGUCGAGCGGUUGAUUGAGACAUCGACGGAGCAGCUGUGACAGUUAUCUGAUUCAUGGACAUGCCGAGUAUAUUUUAUGCCGUACGACCUAUGAAUACAGAUCGAUCGGACGCGGGACAGCGGUGGCCGUGGCGGCUCGACUGGCCCGAGGAGAUCAUAGGUCGCAGAAGCAGGCGCGAAAGAGGUGCUUUAUGGAACAGUUUGUACCGAUAUCGAAUGCCUGCUCGAAUCUCGAGGGUCCUUGGUCGGAAAACAGCACGGUACCAAGUUCAGGCCGGUACUUACGAUCAACUGGCGCAGCGAAGCAUCGCUGGCGAUACAUCAUCCGGAGAGCGCUUAUCUCUCCCGGAUCUGCUAUCUCGUUGGACCCCCGUCCUAUCGAACAAUGCCGCGCACGAGAUAUACCUUGCUCGCAAGAGAUCGUGGCCGGGCUGCUGUGCAUCGCGACACGCUUUAUGCCAUUGAAAUUUUUCCACGACGCACACGCGAUCCUUAAAGCCGACGAGCAACGGAAUAAAACGAGUAUCGACAGAAAUAAGAAACUCACCCUUCAAAUUUUCAACUUGUUAGGAGAAGAAAGUUUCCGAUACAGAGAGCAAAGUGUUUUGUCAACUAGUGAAUUUAUGGCGGAAUAUUUUAUUCGUAAUUCCACAUUUUCCGAGGCAUUGUAUAAAACAUA
Molecule: messenger RNA, 780 nt
Organism: Bombus pyrosoma
Lineage: Eukaryota; Metazoa; Arthropoda; Insecta; Hymenoptera; Apidae
Exons: 2
Coding region: 156-566 (136 amino acids)
Source: RefSeq, a predicted model, not a curated record